Messenger RNA from Suillus fuscotomentosus, 1140 nucleotides. RefSeq lists its product as uncharacterized. The transcript has 2 exons. The record is from RefSeq and is a predicted model, not a curated record. Lineage: Eukaryota; Fungi; Basidiomycota; Agaricomycetes; Boletales; Suillaceae. Bases 1 to 1089 code for a protein of 362 amino acids.
AUGGACUCUAUUUCCAAUUUUCCGUUUAACAACCUUCCAACUGAACUUGCCUGCCGCAUCCUCAGAGAUUCUGCACAAGCUACCUUUGAUCAGACUGACAGAUAUCAGGUCAAAAGUCCAUACUCCUCCGCACGCACACUUUGUCUCGUCUCCAAAGAUGUCAGGCGCAUUGUGCUUCCCGAACUCCUACACACCAUCUUGCUGCCGAAAUCAGAAAACCUAAACAGGUUUAUCCAAAAACAAAACGACCUCCGUUUGGAACGCGGGGAGGAACAAAUACCAAACGACCUCUAUUUCCAGUAUGCGCCUCACAUACACAAGAUAUGGAUUGGGUGCAUCCACGACAAGAUCGUACCCAAUCCCUUGCUCCAAUCAGACUAUACAUCGGCGCGCAAGCUGACCAUCAACGUCCUGACUCCAGUGCUGCUCGCUGCGCCGUCCAUUGCCCUUGGUUCGACAAGUCUGAAGCUUUUUUCAGAAUGCCUGGAACACGCAUGGAAGUCCCGUGCAGACACAAAUGCCAACGACGAACAUUCCCCGCCUCCUUGGAAGACACAAGCUCUGACGCUGUCGGGUGAGACAGUCGCCAACGGCCCAUGGGAGCUCCUCACGAACACCCCUCAAGGAUCCGCUUUCUUUUCCUCGAUCUCUCACCUCGCCUAUGGGUCCCACACGACCACAUUCAACUACAGUUUUUUUGUAGCCAUGUCUCAUGGCAGAUCUCGAGACUACGACCUACCUCUGUGGAUGAAGAGCAUUCUAUGGCCUUCUUUCAAGAACCUUCAAACUUUCUCAAUGGCCUACCCACAUAUCAAACCCCCUUUCGAUAUCUAUGACUUCAAUCAGUUCAGAGAGGGAAGAAAGGGAAGAAGCUUUCACGUGGAGCUGUUGACGUUAUCUGCAGCCAUGCUGACGCGCGGCCGCGAUGAUGCCCGUGAUUGGAGGAUAAGUGCGUUUGCUGAGAUUGGUCCAGGAGAGGAAUGUAUUCGAACGGAAGAAGUUCGUUUGAAGGUGUCCCAUUUUCCCAUAGAAUUUUGGUAUGAUUUUUAUGAUUGGGAAAAAAUAUGGGCCUGCGGGUUAUGCGGCUGACGAGGGGUGUUAUGAAGCAGAUGGGGGAUACCAAGAUAUGAAUUGUGUUAU